This is a messenger RNA of Hydractinia symbiolongicarpus, 2214 nucleotides long. Its product is annotated as protein CASP-like. The record is from RefSeq and is a predicted model, not a curated record. Gene Ontology annotation, biological process: intra-Golgi vesicle-mediated transport. The coding region runs from base 32 to 2119 and encodes 695 amino acids. Lineage: Eukaryota; Metazoa; Cnidaria; Hydrozoa; Anthoathecata; Hydractiniidae. The transcript has 28 exons. Gene Ontology annotation, cellular component: Golgi membrane.
UAACGCUGUCGUUAUAACAAACGCGAGCUGUAUGUUUACAUCAAGACGGGGGACGUGUCUUCCUGCAGGCCAAAGACGAAACAACAUGGCGAACCUGAAGUCAGUCCUAAAAUGUUGGAUAGAGUUUAAUUUGCCCGCGCUUCAGAAAAGCCUAGAUGAAACUGCAGCAGAAACAGCUCAGAGACAAGAUGAGGCAGAAAAAGCUAAGAAACUUUUAAUUGAGUUAACAAAAGAGUGGAGACGAGGUGCUGAUGAGGAAAUGAAAAGUAAAGUUUCACCAUUGAUUAAAGCCUUUCAAAAGGAGGUUGAUUCGCUAAGCAAAAGAAGCAAGUCUGCAGAAAGUACAUUUCUGAUGUUGUACAAGAACCUUCUAGAAAUACCAGAUCCUGUCCCUUCAUUGAAACAGGCAGAGAGUAUUAAGAAACAGUUGGAUAAAGCUAAGGACCUUGAAUUAGAAAAUCAAAAAUUACGUGAAACUUUGGACGAGUAUCACAGUGAAUUUGCUGAAGUUAAAAACCAAGAGGUAACUUUAAAUAAAUUGAAAGAAAAGAUAAAAGAGUAUGAAGAAGAAGCAGAAAAGAAGCUCAAGACAAUGCUUGAAGAAAAGGAAAAAGAACUUCAAAUGCAAUUUGUUGAUCGUGAAAAACAAGUAAUUGAGUCCAAAUUGGAGCUCGCAACAAAAUUGGGUGAUAUGGAAGCAAAAUUAAAACAAUACACACAAGCCUUAGAAUCUUCUACAGCGGAGAUAUUUGACCUAAAGGCCAAGCAUGAGGAAGAAUUAUUGGCUCGUACAUCAGAAAUCGAACUAUUGGAGACUGACCUAGAACGUGCCAACCAGAAUCUGCUUACUGUAGAAAAAUAUGCUGAAAGUUUGAAGGCACAGUUUCAAAAUGAAGCCUCCUCAACAAAUGCAGAUGGUUUUUCUACAGUAAAACUUGAGAGUGACACUGAAACAAUUCAUGCUUUGGAAUAUCAACUAUUAUCAAAAGAAAGGGAGUUGUCUCAGUUGAUGGAAGAAGUACAUUACCAGCAAAGUAUAUCAGCUAAAACGAAAGAUGCUUCAGAGAGAGAGAUUGCUUUGCUGGAAAAGACAAUAGAGGACAAAACAAAAUUGGUUGAAUCACUGCACCAUCAGUUAAAGCAGCAAGAAGACUAUGCUGAAAUUAAAAGAGAAAUCAGUGUGCUCAAGAUGAUUGAAUUUUCUGGUAUUGAAGGAUACACAGAAGGAGAACCAUCUUGUGCCAAACCUUUAGAAAAAUUAUUGGUAGAGAAGAACAAAACUUUGCAAUCUGAAUGUACCUUCAUGAAAGUUAGAAAUGCCGAAUUGACUGGUAAAUUUGAGGAGCUGCAGAAGAACUGUUCAGAUGCAUACAGAACUUUAAAAGAUCAAAAGGUGUUGAUCACACAAUUGGAAGGAGAUCUCAUGAAUGUGAGAGGGCUACCAUCCAGUGUUUAUCGAGGUGAAGGGGUUGGAGCUCCUUCGUCUGAUAUCAAUGCUGAGCUUGUAAGCAAAGCUGUUCAAGAUCUAAAUGUCAAUGAAGUUGAUGAAUUAGAAAAACAUAACACAGACUCGCUGCUACCAAUCAUAUCAAGUCAACGUGAAAGACUGCGAGAGAAGAAUUUGGAACUUGAAUCACAAACACGACAUCAAUUACGACAGAUAAAUAUGCUUCAAAACGAAGUGGAUACAGUAAAACAAGAUAAUGUGAAAUUAUAUGAAAAAAUCAAAUUCCUGCAAAGUUACCCAAGCAAGGGAAGCACUUCAGUAACUGUAGAUGACGAAUCUGUGAAACGAUACAGUGGUCAUUAUGAAGAAAGAAUCGAUCCUUUCAAUGUCUUCUCUAGGAAGGAGAAGCAACAACGAUACAGCAAUUUGAGCGCUCCUGAGAAAGUAACCUUGAACAUGGCCCGUUUUAUAUUAUCCAACAAGAUUGCAAGAACACUAGUCUUCUUUUACACUAUAAUGUUGCACUGUCUCGUGUUCCUGGUGUUAUACAAAUUCGCCUACACCGAAUCGUGCAAACGCCUUCUAACACCAGUUGUUCACAACAUGCAGCAAACACUUUCAUCGAAUGCAAUACUUGAAAACGUUCCACGUAUCGGGAAAGGUGCUUCUUGAUGUUCGCUUUUCGAACUAAAUGUACUUUCAUAACAAGUAGCUUAAAUAAUAAUAAAAAGUUUGUAAACGUAUUAAACAAUAACUUAUUCAAAAUU